Nerophis lumbriciformis (worm pipefish) is the source of this 1696-nucleotide messenger RNA. RefSeq names its product low density lipoprotein receptor adapter protein 1-B. The record is from RefSeq and is a predicted model, not a curated record. NCBI's taxonomy places the organism in Eukaryota, Metazoa, Chordata, Actinopteri, Syngnathiformes, Syngnathidae.
CAGAGAGUCGCUUCGUUACGGCCCCAGUUCCUCGUCACCGCCGCUACAAACAACCACCAGCAGUGGGAGUGGCCAGGAAGAGGACAGACGAGCCGGAUAAGAGAGUCGAGAAGGCGGUCUUUUUCCCACCCGCCUGCCGCCUGUCGAGCUCCACACGGAGACUCCAUCCACCUGCUCGGCUGCUGGCUGGCCGGAGGGCAGGCACUCAACUCGGCAUGGACGCUUUGAAGAACGCCGGAAGGGCCAUGAUCAAGAGCCCCGGAGUACCGCGGCACACAUGGGGAACUUCCAAACACCAAAAGCUUCCAGAGAAUUGGACAGACACCAAGGAGACUCUUCUUGAGGGGAUGGCGUUCAACCUCAAGUACCUGGGAAUGACGCUGGUGGUCCAGCCCAAAGGGGAGGACAUGGCCUCCACUGCCAUCCGCAGGAUCGUUACCAUGGCCAGAGCGGGCCCUAAGAAGUUCCGCAAAGUAACGUUGACGGUCUCGCCGAAAGGCAUCGUCAUCACCGACACCGACACUGCGGCUCUAAUAGAGAACGUCUCCAUCUACAGAAUCUCGUACUGCACAGCAGAUAAAAAUCAGGACAAAGUGUUUGCGUACGUCUCCCAGAGUCAGAUCAACGAAACCCUGGAGUGUCACGCCUUCCUCUGCCAAAAGAAGAAGAUUGCCCAGGCUGUGACAUUAACAGUGGCACAGGCCUUCAAAGUAGCUCUGGAUCUUUGGGAGAUGUCCCAGGAAGACAAAAGUAAGAAGGCAAGAAGCGCAUGUUGUUCCUGUGCAGCCGCCGAUCAUGUGACAACAGUCAGUCAGUGUGUUGCAGCAGACCCGAAGGCGUGCUCGUCUGUGGGCGUGGACACGAAGCUUCGUCGUCCCUUCCUGUCCACCUCCAUCAGCUCCCUGUCGCCUUGCAGCAGCCCGGCUAGAAGGCGACCAAUCAAACAUGACUCCUGGGAUGUGGAUGACGGAGCGGAUGACGCAAUCUCAAGCAGCAUGGAAGUACAAGACUCAUGCACUGACCCGACUUCAGACCCAUCAAUGCAGCUCUGAAGAGGUUCACAUGAGAACAUGAAAGAUGCUUCCUGCAAGAAGAGACAUAAAAGCGAUCCGGAACCAAUAAGCGGUGUCAGUCUGGACCCAAAAGGAACAGUCACACCUGCAGGGACGUCCCACAGUGUUGUUUGGACCUGUAAACUACUUUUGGCAGGACCACUUCUUAAGUGUCAUAAAUCAUCUUUGCAAGCAAAAACAAGACUUUUCAUCAACUUACUUCUGGAAUCACAUCUUUUAGGCAGAAGCAAAACAAAAGUGUUAUUGUGGGAUGCCAACACUGCAGAGAAAGAACAUGGAAGUGAGACUUACUGCAAGUUGUGCUUCAGGUGGCCGCCCCACAGUGUUGUCUUACCAUGUUCUAUUUUUGUUUUCAGUUGGCUGCUUGACCGUGUUGUCCUACCAUGUUUUAUUUCUGUUUUCAGGUGUCCGCUCAACAGUGUUGUGUCCUACCAUGUUCUAUCUUCGGGCUGACAUAUUCUAAUGCAUUUAAGUAAGACUAUUUAUACUGCAAAUGACAUCCUAAUCCAACAUGAUCACUUUCACAGCAGCGUGUUUUCUACUUAUGCAAGCAAACCUGAUCAUGUGUUGCAAAAAAAAGACCACCUGUUGUUUCUACUGACAUGCACAAUAAAUUAAUUUGU